CAAUGAUGAAAAAAUAUAAAUAAUCAUGUUUUGCUUUUUUGAUAAUUUAAUUGUGAUUUGUUAAUUGUUAAUCGUGUUUUGCUUUCUGUGCAAAUUCUGAAUUUUGCUUUGGAUUUUCUGCAAUAAUUCACCAUCAAGAAGCCUUUUUUUCAAAUUCAAACAUGGAUACAGUAGAGGUUUUAAUAAACCAGGCCUUAAGCCAAGUAGUCACGUCUACCCAAUGUAAACUGUGCGAAGUUCAAAUAACCACGCCUGCUGUAAAAAGUUCCCAUUUCUCUAGCAGAAGACACAAAGAAAAUGUAACUUUGUUUAAAAACAAAGUACGACAAAGUGUUAUCAGCAACUUGGCAGAUGCAAGUCCUGUGAAUGUUUAUAUUCCCACUGAAGCCAAACCAUUCCAUUGCAAAGCCUGUAGCAGGAAGUUUGGGGUAAAACUGGAUCUUGAUAAUCACAAUAGUACUGAAUCGCAUCUAAGAAAUGUUGAAUGCUAUUGUUCUGCUUGUUGCCUUCUCACACCAUCAAAACAAGACCUGUGGGAGCAUUUAAAAACUGGUACACACAAUAGCAAUCUAGUGGCCUUAGGAUAUCCUCCUAUCAACGGAAAAUACAGUCCAUUUUGUCAAACAUUGGCGAUUGGAUUGAAAAAUCAGAUGCAUGCUGACUGGUGCUUUAUAUGUAAAGCUGGAUUUCGUACAAUUAAACUAUGCAUUGAACACUAUACUAGUUUACGCCAUGAAAAGGCUGCUGAAUUGUGGUUUAAGACAUAUUGUGGCAUGAUGAAUGCUCCAAGCAAACAAGAGGUUGUGAAUCAAGCUAAACCUAAUCAAGCCAAACCUAAGCAAUCCAUAGAAUCGAAACUUGCUCCAAAGUUGUUGAAACUUCCUCAAAAAAGCAUUCUCCAUGCGGAAAAUCAGCAACGAGCACAAAAACAGGACUUGCAAACAGAUUUGAAUUCAAAAGUAACAAAAUCACUUGAAGAAUCGAAACCAAAAAGCCCCAAUUAUUGUGAUACCGCAACAAAUAUGACUGAAAACGCUCAAUCUUCCAUCGUAAUAACUGCAACAAAACAAGAAGAAAAUUUAGAUGAUUCUGGAAGCCUGAAAAAUAAAGUUUUCAUUGAAAUUGAAAAAUUAGUCCAAAAAUUGUAUUAUUCUAAAGAGGUGCCUUACAAUGUUGGUUUGAAUUACUUGAAAAAAAUCAACAAGGAAGUGGAUGAAAUAAUUGCUACAAACAAUGACAAAAAGGAAAAACGGGCCUUUUCUAUUGAACUAGAUGAAGCUGUUUGUUCUAAUAACAAUUUCAACCAAAAUGGAUUUCAUUUUACAGGAUUUACUCAGGAAAAAGCUAAACCACUUUUAUACCCGGUAAAUUUUGAAAACCCAAUUGAUUUAGUAAAUGCUUCAGAUACUUUGGAAAAUAAUGUUACAUCUUCUAACAAUCAAAUUAAUCCUGAAAAUAAUAAUACUGAAAUUAAGGCCUCUAACAAAAAGCGGAAAAGAAAAAAACCUACAAAUAAUAAAAGUAUUCCAGACUUACUUGCAGACAUAAUUUCUAAGAAACAAAACUGUAAAGAAAAUGUUGAUGAACUGGAAUUCUUAAACGAAAUUGAAGUUUUACUGAAGCAACUCGGAAAUGUUGAAGAGGGGCCUUUGUUGGAAGACAUUUUAAAGUGUUUGCAAGGGUUCAAUAAAGAAUUGGUUGAGAUUGAUUUAAAAAAACUUGAAGAUGAUAAAAAAAUUGAAAAUGUUACUGAGAAUAUUGCGGAGACUGUUGAGCCAAAAUCCAAAUUCGUUUAUUCCAAAAACGAUCUACUUUCUUUGGAUCCUUUGCGUGGUAAUCGAAAAGAAAAUCCUACAAGUGUUAGCAAUAAUUAUUCUGGAGGGAAUUCUAAUCCAUUUAAGAAAUUUGUAGAUGUUCACCAAGAAUGUUCAUUUGAUGAUAUAGUUGAUGAAAAAAACCUAGAAGUUGAUGAAUAUUGCGAAAUUGAUAUUUAUAGUUAUUACUCUGGAACUGAUUUCAAUGAGUUUGUGAACUUUAUCGAAGUUUAUUUGCAAGGUUCAAUUGAGUAUUUGACUGACGAACCUUGAAAUUUUACGUUUUUUUUUUUUUUUUAUAUAGCGGAUAAAUCGGCCAAACAAUUUUUUUAAAUAAUUCUUUAUUGCAUUCCAAGCUUUCGGUACCUACUAAUUGGCUGAUUUAAAAAAAAAAAAACCGUUAACCUAAGUUAUGUAUUUUAAACGAAAAAUACUGUUUUUAAAAAUCAAUUUUAUUUUGGAAAAUUACAAAGAGCGUUCUAGCCUAAAGCUAAGUUUAAUGAAGAAUGCUCAUAAGCGCAUGAUUACAUAUAUUUAUAAGUUCUGCUUUGCUGAGUCUGCUUCUAGGUAAUGGAAUUCAACUCUGCAACAUUGUUCAUAUAACUCCUAUAAUCCAGACGUUAUCUCUAUUCCUGAACAUUGAAAUAUUGAUAAUGGUAUUUUAAUUUUUUAAUGUUAUAAAUUAAGUGCCUUAAAAUAAUUUUGUUCUAAUAAAUAUGUAUUUUUUACGAAUAA
This is a messenger RNA of Ceutorhynchus assimilis (cabbage seed weevil), 2549 nucleotides long. The record is from the annotation of a GenBank genome assembly. NCBI's taxonomy places the organism in Eukaryota, Metazoa, Arthropoda, Insecta, Coleoptera, Curculionidae.